ACAACUAAAUUUAAAUAACACGCGUUCACAAUCGAUAUUAAUUUUACUUUAAUUUUGACUCGAAUGAGAUGGAUACGGAUUUUUUAAAAACAAAUCGCGACCAAGUGCGAAAAUUAUGGGGUAAAUCUAAAGAAGAAGUUUACAAAGAUAUUAAAAUCGUACGAGAAUGGGUGGAAACUCAAAAACAUCUCCCAGAAAUUCCGAAUGACUAUAUGAUAGAAUUUAUUUUGGUCAAUUGCAAGUUUAGUAUAGAAAAAACUAAACAGCACAUAGAUAUGUAUUAUACGUCACGUGAUCUUGUACCAGAAGUUUAUCGUAACCUACACCCAUGUUCGGAUAAAAUGAUAUUGGUAGAUAAUACAGCAUUUAUUGUUCUUAUACCCGAAUUGACACCAACAUUCUUCAGAAUAUUUGUGACAAAGACUAAAGAUGGGGAUGUUAACGAAAUGGACGUAGUUAAAGCGUUUGCGAGCGGUUUGAAUCAUAUACAAGAAAUAAGGUUGCAUGAGGAUUUAGUGAUGGGCGAUGUAUAUAUUUUCGAUUAUUCAAACGUCAAAUUAUCUCUUUCUAGACAAAUAACUCCGACUUUAUUGAAAAAAUGGACCUUCGUCGUUCAGCAAGUUCAAAGUAACCGAAUAAAACAGGCACAUUUCCUGAAACUUCCGUCAUAUUUGGAAGGUUUAAUGACAAUUUUCAAAAGCUUGUUAAGCAAAAAACUGAGAGAUAGGAUUUAUCACCACCAGAAUAUUGAAAGUUUGACCAAAUACGUUUCUUUGGACUUACUACCAAGCGACUAUGGCGGCAAACAGAAAUCUUUCGAGGAAUUGACAGAGAUGAUGAAAGCAAAGUAUUUCCAGUACAAAGAUAGAUUCGAUAAAUUAGAAACGAUGAAAGUAAACGAAGCGCUCAGAACAGAAAAACUUGACAACGAUGAGCUGUUAGGUUAUUACGGCAAUUUCAAACAACUAGAAACAGAUUAAAUAUAAAGCAAAAAACUGAGAUUUUUCAAUAAAUUCCAAAUAAACCAUAAACAAAA
Messenger RNA from Diorhabda carinulata, 1036 nucleotides. Its product is annotated as clavesin-1-like. Gene Ontology annotation, molecular function: phosphatidylinositol bisphosphate binding. Gene Ontology annotation, cellular component: membrane. NCBI's taxonomy places the organism in Eukaryota, Metazoa, Arthropoda, Insecta, Coleoptera, Chrysomelidae. The record is from RefSeq and is a predicted model, not a curated record. The transcript is spliced from 6 exons. The coding region runs from base 69 to 980 and encodes 303 amino acids.